CCUAAGCUUAGAGAAUUCAAGUCUAGACCCUUUCCACAGCCAUGAGAAUUAGGAGCCCGACUUUGAAGCAGCUUUGAAGAUAAUUUGGCUGAUAGUACCACCUGUUAAUAAUGCUGGGAGCCCUACCUCUGCUGUUCGCAGUUGCUUCAUUGGGUCUAGUGCUGCUAUCCCUGCAGCUAUUGCUGAGACACCGGUGGUGCUGGGGAUUAUUAGCCAUCAUCUGGACUGAGCGGGUCCUCCAGCCAAUCCGCAACCUGAUCAUGGGUGACACUAAGGAGCAGCGUAUCCUACGCCACGUGCAGCAGAAUGCAAAACCUGGGGACCCCCAGAGUGUGCUGAAGGCCAUUGAUACUUACUGUACGCAGAAGGAAUGGGCCAUGAAUGUGGGUGAUAAGAAGGGCCAGAUUAUGGAUGCUGUGAUUCGGGAGCACAACCCCUCCCUCGUGUUGGAACUGGGGGCCUACUGUGGCUACUCAGCUGUACGCAUGGCCCGCCUGCUGCCACCUGGUGCACGGCUACUCACCAUGGAGAUGAACCCUGACUUUGCUGCUAUCACUCAGCAGAUGGUAGAUUUUGCAGGUCUGCAGGACAAGGUCACUGUUCUGGUUGGGGCAUCUCAUGACCUCAUCCCCCAGCUGAAGAAGAAGUAUGAUGUGGACACAUUGGACAUGGUCUUUCUUGACCACUGGAAGGACCGAUACCUACCAGACACACUCCUCUUGGAGGAAUGUGGCCUGCUGCGGAAGGGGACAGUACUUCUGGCUGACAAUGUCAUCGUCCCAGGAACACCUGAAUUCCUGGCACAUGUGCGUGGGAGCAGCAGCUAUGAGUGCACACAUUAUAGCUCAUACCUGGAAUACAUGAACGUGGUGGAUGGCCUUGAGAAGGCUAUAUACAAGGGCCCAGGCAGCCCAGUGCAGCCUUGAUUACUUACCCUGCUCUGGGCUCCCCUGCCAAGCCUGGUCCUCCAAAGGGCAAGAUAGACAAACUUUUGCUAACACCAUUUCUAUGAUUCUGGGAACUGUCCUCAAAUCCAAAGCAUACUUUAGGCCUGUGAGGCCUGGGCCUUGCACAUAGUGACCUCUCUGUAAUAGGUUCAUUGUGUGAAAAUACUGCUGAUAAAGCUAAAUUGAGGGAAGUAAGGAUAUAGCUUAGAGCAUUUGCCUAGUGUACAUGAAGCCCUGGAUUCCAUCCCUAGCAACACACACACAGACACACACAGAGACCAGAUUGGGGCAGGUGGCAUCUUUGAUGGUGUCACUGACCAGCAAGUGGAAUUCGGGGCUGGGGUUGUGGCUUAGUGGUAAUGUGCUUGCCUAGCACGUGUGAGGCACUGGGUUCAAUCCACAGCACCAUAUAAAAAUAAACAAAUAAAAUCCUUUAGGGUUUCUACAUCAUCCUCAGGCAUUGACACUUCCCAGGAAGGGAUGUGGAAAAUAUCUGGAAACUGCUGUGCCUUGCACUCAGGAUGUUCUCAAGGCUUGCUGUCACCAGGUGGCAGCAAUGCCUUAGUAACUACCACAACUAACAACUCACAUCACACUUCUGACUGCUGAAUUUUCACGUUCUUUUUAAGAAUGAAUCAUAACUGCUUUACUAAAAUUGGCUAGCUGCAAUAAUCUUAUACUAAAAUCAUGUUUAAAAGAUAAAAUAGAAAUUAAAGUUUAAAUAUUUAGAUACAAGAUAACUGAGUAUUGUUCUCAACUGCCACACUGCUCCCUCUUUCCCAGUACCCUCAGCUUUAACACCAAACAUGCCAAGUUCUUCUUGAUGAAAUGCUUAUGCUACAGGCUGGGCUCAUGGCUGGCUGGGUCCUGGGUCCCCAGCCUGGGGACCCCUGGCCACAGCAGUGGAGGGGGAACCAGCCCUGCUCAGUAUUGCUCCUCCUAGCCAAGUCAUGGGCACCUAGUAGCCCUACAAUGCCAUCUGCCUGCCCAAAAAAACAAGAGAGAAAUUGGCCAGCCUUCAUCCAUCUCUAAGCAGGUCCUGGGUAGAGGUGAACACAGGGCUGUGCAAAGCGCCUGACCCCCUGGACCCACAUGUGGCACUGAGUGUAAGUACCUCCCUUCCUAGUCCCACUCAGCUUGAUUUAAUGUAAAGGAAGGCAGACUCAGCCUAGCCAGGCAUUUCUGCUGGUUGCCCAGCUACAAAGGGGUGAAGCAGUUAAUUUGUAUUUCCCUAAAUACAGAGCUGCUCCAGCCCCCAACGUGGCUCUGAGGCCCCAAUUCCCCCAAGUGAUCAGAUAACUGGCCACCCAGCAGGGUCCCAGUUCCUAUACUGGAUACAAAGAUAAACCCUGUCUGGGCUGAGCUCACCUGUGCCAAUUCCUGGUUUCAGGGCCAGCUAACCACCCAUAAGCCAGCCCACUCCUCUGAGCAUAAAGAAAAGGGAUUAGCAAGGAGACAGGUUGAAUGGAUAUAGAGAAAUACCCAAAAGGCAGGAGCAGACCUUGCACUGAUCAGCCUGUACCCACUCAGGGCUGAGGGAGAAGCCAGUGGCUUGGGACAAGGGAGCUGAGCCACACAAGACAGAGAGUCCCUUUGUUGCUUUUUUUAAUUUUUAAUUUUCUUACAAAAAUUUAGAUGUUUACCAAUACAGUCGUAUUUUGGUUUCGUUUU
Messenger RNA from Sciurus carolinensis (gray squirrel), 2618 nucleotides. It is a transcript of the gene Comt, whose product is annotated as catechol-O-methyltransferase. Gene Ontology annotation, molecular function: magnesium ion binding; catechol O-methyltransferase activity. Bases 111 to 926 code for a protein of 271 amino acids. Gene Ontology annotation, cellular component: axon; dendrite; membrane. The record is from RefSeq and is a predicted model, not a curated record. Gene Ontology annotation, biological process: catecholamine catabolic process; dopamine metabolic process; developmental process. The transcript is spliced from 5 exons. Lineage: Eukaryota; Metazoa; Chordata; Mammalia; Rodentia; Sciuridae.